AUGGCCCUCACCGCCACAGCCGCUCUGCCUGCUGACCUCGCUCUCGCCGCCGCCGCCUGCAGCGGCGCCUCCGCGGCUCCGAGAGGACACGGCCCGCGGCCGCGCCUCACCGAGCGCCUCGUCGACGCCCUCGGCGACGCCUCCUCGCGUCGCGUGCCCGCGCGUGGCGACGGGACCGCACCGCCGGCAGAGCUCGAGUGGCCCUCCACGCCACCCCGAGACUGCCCGGCGAUGGUGCCUCCGCCGCCGCGCGCCUUGCCGCCGCUGCCUCGCAGCGGCUGUGUGCCUCGGCGCCGAGCCGAGACAUGCCAGGCGGCGUGCUGCCGCCCCAGCAAAUCCUGUCGUCCGCAGCGUCAAAACUAA
Messenger RNA from Emiliania huxleyi CCMP1516, 363 nucleotides. RefSeq lists its product as hypothetical. The record is from RefSeq and is a predicted model, not a curated record. Lineage: Eukaryota; Haptophyta; Isochrysidales; Noelaerhabdaceae. The coding region runs from base 1 to 363 and encodes 120 amino acids. The transcript has a single exon.